Messenger RNA from Sphaeroforma arctica JP610, 625 nucleotides. RefSeq lists its product as hypothetical. The record is from RefSeq and is a predicted model, not a curated record. The annotation marks the transcript as partial. The transcript is spliced from 4 exons. NCBI's taxonomy places the organism in Eukaryota, Ichthyosporea, Ichthyophonida.
UUACUCAUAGGGGCUUUGCAUUUUCGUUUAUCACAGUCCAAUCAGCAGACAAUGAGUUCAAUCGCAUCUACGAUGACCCCAGCGACGCGGCCCAGGAUUCCCAUGGAGAGGUUGAAGACUGGAGGAGGAUAGUCGACUGGAAAACAAUGCUUGUGGUGUGGGCCAAUGUGGCAGGCGACUUUUUCUGGCCGGCACAGAUCAUCGAUCCCUUUGAAUCACCCGAGUCGCGUGCGCUGUGUCUGAAAGCGAAUGCAGCCGUAGGAUGUAUUAUGGUUCGAUUUUUCGGAACACACAAGAUGACCUGGGUGCCGGAAAGCGGAUUAAGGCCUUUGAAUGAGGGGUGGGAAGUGCAGAGCCAGCGGUCGCGUGAUCCUCUAUUCAUCUCUGCCGUGAGCGAUGCCAAAGCAGUCCAUGACAAAAUGUCUUACCAAGGCCAGGCGCAGGUUUAACUUGUCGUUUGUGGGACGGUGGAUAUUGUCAUAUACCAUUAACCGCCUUUACAAUCAGUCAAUCAAGCUCUCCUUGAUAGCUUAAUACAAUAUAUAGAAAUAUCUUACCGUCAAAUAAAUGCACCAUUUAUAAUUAUUUGCCUUAUGUAAGUAUGUUUGUGUUUGUCAACUCAUAC